Messenger RNA from Sphaerodactylus townsendi, 3256 nucleotides. It is a transcript of the gene RFX5, whose product is annotated as regulatory factor X5. Gene Ontology annotation, molecular function: DNA-binding transcription factor activity, RNA polymerase II-specific; RNA polymerase II cis-regulatory region sequence-specific DNA binding. The transcript is spliced from 11 exons. The record is from RefSeq and is a predicted model, not a curated record. Gene Ontology annotation, biological process: regulation of transcription by RNA polymerase II. Bases 309 to 2372 code for a protein of 687 amino acids. NCBI's taxonomy places the organism in Eukaryota, Metazoa, Chordata, Lepidosauria, Squamata, Sphaerodactylidae.
AGAUCCCAUCAGGACUGACCAAUCUGACCAAUCAGAGAAAAGAAAGCCGACCAGCAAAAUAGAAGCGGUGUUUUGCUUACUUUCUUUUUCUGUUUUAUUUCGCAACCGUUCAGGGCCGGCCCGCCCCAGGCAGCGGGGUUGGCAAAAGAUCCCGCAACUCUCUCCGCUCAGCAAGAUCCAGGGAUCCCAAGAUUGCAACGCGGGGAUCUGCUAACUCUUAGAGGACUGGAGCUAUUUUCCUGCCUGUCCUUUUGGACCCCACUCUGUUUUUUUUAAGGACCUCGCCCAGGGGCAGGGGAGCCGAUUCCAUGGCUGACGACGACGGGCUGUUCGCCGAGAUCGCCAAAAACGGGAGCGACAGCUUGGAGGUGGAUUCCCAGAGCGCCACUGCAGAGCCCAGUACUUUGCUGCACAAGCUGAAAGGCGCCAUCUCGAAAUCCAUCCAGAGCAAAGUCGACUGCAUACUGCAAGACGUGCAGAAGUUUUCGGAUUAUGCCAAACUUUACCUCUACAUCCAGCUGCCUUCUGGCCCAAGUUCCGGAGAAAAAAACCUGGAUCUCACGUCGCUGAGCUCGGUGGACCACAUGCAUGCUUGCACGUGGAUUCGGAACCACCUGGAAGAGUACCCGGACACCUGCUUGCCAAAACAAGAUGUGUACGAGGCCUACAAGCGCUACUGUAAUAACCUUUGCAGCCGUUCUCUGAGCGCAGCGAAUUUCGGCAAGAUCAUCCGGGAGAUCUUCCCAAACAUCAAGGCGAGACGGUUGGGCGGCCGUGGAAAAUCUAAGUAUUGCUACAGUGGGUUCCGGAGAAAGACUGUGGUCCACAUGCCUCCCCUUCCCAGCCUGGAUCUUAAAGAAACGGAGACAGCUGAACAGACAGACCUCGUCCAGAUGUACAACGACGAAGUGAUGGAAGCCGCGUGCGCCCUGACCUGCGACUGGGCGGAGAAGAUCCUCAAGCGGACCUUCAACAAUAUCGUCGAGGUGGCCCAGUUCCUCAUCCAGCAGCACAUCAUCAACCCCCGCUCAGCCCACGCCGACUUGGUCAUGGCGGUGAUGGUCUCCGAAACUGCAGAGACUCCCAAGGACAAACGGCUGCCGCAAAGCUCAAAGAAGAACGAGGCAGAGGCCCCUGAGAACGCCACCAAGCCACAGCCUCAGACCGAAAAGGAAACUCCCGCCAAGCCUUCUGCGGACCCCCCUCGGAGCAAGGCCAAGAAGCCCCCGGAAGCUCCGGCAAAGCCGUCCAGCGCCCAAGUGAGCGCCUUGAUGGCUCGCCUCCCCUUGCUGUUGCCCCGCAUGAAGCCCAUGGAAGGUCUCGUCGUGUCCUCCGGGGUGGCAGCGGUCCAUCCCUCCCCGACUGUCUUGGCGCCCAAGCUCACAGCCACCCCCGUGGGGGGCACGGUCAAGAUGGCUCUCUCCGUGGGCCCCACUUCAUCCCAGCUGCCCUUGGCGCCCGCCGUGAAUGGGCCUGGAGGCCUGGUCAGCCAGCAGAGCACGGUGCCGGUCAUCAAUAUGAUUCUUCCGGGCGUGGCAGUACCCCCCGUGGCCAAGAUCCCAGCCAAGCCCAAAAGUUUACCCGCCGGCGAAGGCCCGGCAAGUGGCGAGCCCCAGCGGAGCCUCCCCGACCCACAGAAAGCCAAAGCUCCUUGCAAGAGGCCGGCGGACUCGUCCACGGAUGUGGCGACCGUGAAGAGGAAGCGUGGGCGGCCACGGAAGAAGCCGGAUGAGCCCGAAUCCGACCUGUCGGACAAGGCCACUGCUGAAGAAGAGGCGUCUGACGCAAAUGAAGAUCCCGACAUCAUUGUGGUCACUGUGGGUUAUGAAGACCACAAGCCGUCGCCCUCCACCCCCCGGGGGUCCCAAGAAAAGGUUUCGGAAGUGGACGUGCUCUGUGUUGGAGACGGCAAGCAACCGUCCCCCACGGACACCAGUGGCGCAGACCCCCCUGUGGCUAGCAGCCAUAUUGUUGGCAACCCCAUAAAAACUGCUACUUUGCCUUCUCAAGUGAGUGUCAUUCAGGGCCACAAAUCCGGGGCGCAGAGCGAACCGAAGGAGGCAGGAAGUGACUCGCAGAAGCCCAGGCAGUUGGGUGAAAGCCCCUCGGAGCCAGGGGGCAAGACCAAAUCUACCCUGGCAAGGGACUCGGUCUCCCUCCCCCUCCUGGAAGAGAGCGGCAGCUCAUCGGAAUCGGAACCCGAGCCCCAAGACCUGUCCCUCAGUAAAUCCAACUUGCCGCCAUCCAAGGAGCAUUCGGACACCACCAGUUCGCGCGCAUCCGUCAUGUGUUUGUGUCGGAACAGUGCAGAGCGUAACAAAGGGGACGCGGCAAACACGCCAGUGACUUCCACGCAUUCCCCGAGUCCGUAACGUUUCUGUCCCGCAUCCCAUGCUGAGCCGAGCAUUCCUAGGCCCCCGUUUUUCAUCUGCUUCUCUCAGCUUCGCCAAUGCAUGUGUGUAGAAGGAAAACGCUGACACCGUUUCAAUCGCCGAACCCCCGUCCACCUGACGCCAUCUCGCAAGGUUCAUAGUUUUCUGAACAGAUGUUUACUGACGAUCAGGAAUUAGAUCCUAUCUUUUUUUUUUUACUUCUACUGGGAUCGGCCUCUUGACGUUCCAGAGCUGGUGGACUUUUGCUCCCGACAGACACGAACAUCUAAACUUCUCACACUGGACAGAGAACAAGGAUCGUUCGCCAAGAGCGAGAAAGGAAGACCGGAGUCGGGUUCGGCGCCACCUCCUUUGCGAUCGAAGCUCUCGAAUUUUCGUCUCAAGGGGCCCGUUGGGAUAUUUGGAAGGAGGGCAAAGUUUUCGGUCCUUUCGGUUGUAAUUUGUCAUGUGGAAGUUUGGGGGGAAAAUGGCUGAAUUUCACAGAGGCCCACCCACCCCUUUAAUCACUGAGCACCUAGACAAUCACGACCCAGCCAGCUUUCCAAAGAGUUUCGCUUUCGUCCUCAACCCUCGAGCUUCUGCCGUGUACAGAGUUUCUUGCAGAAUCAGGACGGCUUUGUGACGCGUUAUUUAAGUUGGAAAAAUAUUGGUGAUUCUCCCCCGCCCUCUAAUGUGUUCUUUUCCAUCCCUUGUUUUGCUUACAAAUGCUGUGUAAAACUCAUUACAUGGGUCUCUUUUUUUAAAAAAGUAGUAUUUCCAUUUGCCUUUUAAAAGGGGGGGGAUCAGCUUUCUGCUUCUUACAUGCAUAUUGAUUCCUUGGCUGCUCAAAGCAAGCAGAAGUCAAUAAAGAAGAAGAGAGCUUA